This is a messenger RNA of Rotaria sp. Silwood2, 5535 nucleotides long. NCBI's taxonomy places the organism in Eukaryota, Metazoa, Rotifera, Eurotatoria, Philodinida, Philodinidae. The record is from the annotation of a GenBank genome assembly.
AUGGCCGAACAGGAAGAACACCACCACCCUCAUCGAACAAAGGCCUCGGCUAAUAUCAGAUCGGCUAGUGAUGGAUCUAUAUCACAAGUGAAUGUUAAUGUAUCCGAUCUAGAUGGAAUAUUUAAUUCUAGUGGUAAUCCACUAACUACAACAACAAUUAGUACAAUUGCUGUACAAGCUGGUGAAUCUAGAAUUGUUUUAGCUAUUCUUCGAAGUUCAGAUAUUGUUCGAGUUCGUAUACAACAAAUGGAACCUGAUUUAAUGGAUAUCGGCUUAAAUCUUGGUGAUACAAUUCAAUACCAAACUAUUCACGAAGAAUUAAUUAGUAAACUAAAAGCUAAACAAGAUCAUAUUACAGAACUGUUGACACGUGCAGAUGAUCUUGUCAUUCAACAGAAAUCUUAUAAUGAAGUCUAUGAAGCUAUGGCACGAAGUUUAGGUGAAGCAUGGAAAGAACUUAAUUUACAACUUGAAGGUCGAAGAAAUUUAUUAAAUCAAGCUAUACGUUAUCAUACAACAGCUGCUCGAUUUAAUGAUCGAGUUCAAGAUGCUCGUUUUUGGUUUAAUUCGUUAGAACAUGCAAAUUUUGAUAAUAAAUCGUUAAAUAUAUUAUUUGAUGAACAUGAUUUAUAUCGAAAAGAAAUUUUAGACGUAUCAUUAGAUACAUUAAAUGAAGGACAAUUAUUACUCGAACAUAUUAAAAAUUUAGGUAUACUAAUUGAAUCAAUUAAUCAACAUUCAACUACUGCUGCUUGUUAUGAAAUUGAACAUUUGCUUGGUAUACAUCAAGAUGAACGACGUCAAUUUGAAGAUGAAUGGGAAAGAAAUCGAAAAAUAUUACAUGAAUAUAUACAAAUGUCUGAAGUAAAAUAUGAUAUUGAUCAAAUAUUUGACUGGUUAGAAAAACAAGGUCAAUCCUAUUUAGAAAAUACUGAUCUUGGACAAACAUUAGAUGAUAUUGAACGAUUACAAACUAUUCAUAAAGAAAUUGAAACUGAAUCACAAAUUAUACAUGAUAGAGUUCUACGUUGUAUGCGUGCUGUUGAUACAUGGGUACAUACGGGCUUAACACGAGCUGAUCGUUUACAUGCACAUGCUCAUACACUUUUAGUUUUAUGGGAAAAAUAUGAACUUAAACUUGAUAUUCGUCGUCGAUUAUUAAGAUUAGCACAUCAAUUUUAUAGUGAUUCAAUAAAUACAUUUUCAAUACUUGAUUCACUUGAUAAACAUCUUUUAACAAUAUCAUCAAAUAAUUUACUUUCAAGUGAAGAUCUUCUACGUGAAUAUAAUCAUAUUAAUAAUGAAUUAAUUCAAUCGACAGAAAUUCCACUUCGUCAAGGACAUAUUUUAUUAGAAAAAAUACAAACAAAUAAUUAUAAUUCAAAAAUAUUUUAUGAACGUAUUUGUGAUUUAGAAAAACGUAUUGAAAAUAUACGAAAUAAACUACGAAAUGAAUACGAUAAAUUAGAUCAACAAGGUUCAUCAUUAUAUCAAACAUUUGAUAAUGAAUGUACAAUAAUGCAAUCAUGGUUAUUUAAUGUAGUUGAACAUUUUCUUAAUUCAAAUAGAUAUCUAAUUGAUUUAAAUAAUUCUAUUGAUGUAACAAAACAAACAAAUGAUUUUUUAGAAUCUCAUCAACAAAUUAUUGAACGUGAUCUCAAGCGUCGUGAAGAAGAUAUUCAUCGUCUUGGAACAUUAGUUCACGAAUUACAAUUAAAUAAUGAUCGUAAUUGGCAAAUAGCUCGAACACGAUUUGAUAAUCUAUUUAUUCUAUGGCAAAAUUUAUCUGAUAAAAUAAUUCGACGUCAUACACUUGCUCAAUCUUAUGUUGUUUUUCAAAAUCAAGUUGAACAACUAUCAAAUGGUUUAGCAAGUAUUGAUGAUGUGAUACGUUAUCGUGAUAAUAUUGAUCUAUUACCUGAAUCAGCAGUAAAACAUAUUGAAGAAACUUGGUCAAAUUUACGAAUUAAUUAUCAUGAAAUAAUUGAUAAUAGUAAACAUAUUCGUCAUGCUUUAGAAACAGAAUCUGAUGAACUUAGUUUACAAUCAAAUGAUACUUAUCGUACAAUAUUUAAUCAAUGUGAACAAAUAACACGUAGAUAUGAACAAAUAUCUUUAAGUUUCGAUUCAUGGAUUCGAAAAUUAGCAAAUCUAAAAGAUUUUAAAAAUCAAUGGCAACAAUUUAUUGAAAAUGCAAGACAAACAAUUGAUAAAGUUCAUCGAUUUGAAUUAAAUAUUGUUCCAACACAAAUAUCAACGAAUGAUAAUGUUGAAAAAUAUCAACGUUUACUGAGUGAUUUUGCAAAUCGUGUUCAAGAAACAACACGUGAAGUUGAAGAUCGUUUAAGAACAGCUGAACAAUUAGGUAUGCGUGGUGAAACAAAUGGACAAAAAGAACAAAUUGUUAAUGAACUUGUUAAAGUUCAUCAACAAUUUUUAUCACAUAUUAAUCAAACACGUAGUUUUCUACAUAUAAUGAUAAAUUAUUAUAAAAAUACAUCAAAAAUUGAAACACAAUUUAUUAAUAAUGAACGAAUCAUAUCAUCAUUACCAAAUGAUAUUCGUAGUACAGAAGUUUUAGUAACACAAUAUGAAGCUGAACGCGAAAAAAUCAUUCAAACUUAUGAACAAUGUCGACAAGAUGCACAAUUAGCUGAAAAUAAAGCUACACAGUGUGGAGUAACUAUAUUUAUUGAUGAAAUUUAUACAAAACAAAAUGAAAUCGAAUCAAAAUAUUCUCAGUGGCAACAAUUAAAUGAAGAAAAUCGAUCAAAAUUAAAACAGCGUGUUGAAUGGUGUCAAUUUAUAGAUGAUAAAUACAAAAUUGUGUAUGAAAUUGAUUCAUUACAACAAGAAAUUGAUAAACGAAAACGAAAUAUUCCUCAAACAUAUAAAGAAGCACUUAAUCGUACUGAAACAAUUCAUGAAAUUAAUCGUCUUUAUGAUAGUUGUGAACGAGCUGUUCGAAGAUUUCGUACAACAGCAGAUAUAAUGAUUCAACAAAAACAUCCGGAAUAUGAACAAGUUGAACAUGAAAUAAAAGAUGUUGAAAACAAAUUAUCAACUAUCUAUAUAUCAAUUGGAAAUUAUCGACAAGAUGUUGAUAAAAUAACUACUUAUUAUAAACUUGUUGAUGAGAUUGAAAAUUGGCAUCAAGAAUCAAGUCAAUUAUUAAUUCAAAUUGGUACAGAAAUAAUGCAUUGUCAAACAGAAAAUGAUGCAAAAAUACUUCUUGAUAAAGUUUCAAUAGCUAUUGAUCAAGGAAAAGAAUAUGAACGAGAAAAAAUGAAAUAUAUUAGUACAUUAGCAGUUGAUGUUUUUGGACCUGAUGAUGGUCAACAUCGAAUAAAACAUGUUACAGCACGAAAUAUUGAAUUAAUAAAUGCAUUUAUUAAAGUUCAUCAAGAUAUAUCAAUAGUUCAACGUAAUUUUGAACAUCGAAAAGACUAUAUAAAAGAAAGUAUUUCAAUUAAUCAACAACUUCCAGUUUUUGUUAAACCAAUGAAAGAUACAACAAUUAAUGAAGGAACAAGAUUUACAUUUGAAUGUAUUAUUGAUGGAAAUGAACCGAUUAAUGUUAUUUGGCUUAAAGAUCAAACAGUUAUUUCAUCAUUAACACAUGAUAUACAAUAUGAUCGUGGCUUAGCUACUUUAACACUUGUUGAUAUACAAAAAGAAGAUUCAGCUUAUUAUACAUGUAGAGCAAGUAAUAGUGUAGGAACUGUAGAAAGUUCAGCUUAUCUCAUUGUUAAAGUUGCAACAUCUUUGAUUAAUGUUGAUAAUAAAUAUCAACAUUAUCAUGCUCCAACAUUUAUUGAACCAUUACGUUCACAAGAUACUUUUAUUGAUUCAACAAUUGUAUUUGAAUGUAUUGUUUAUGGUGAACCAACUCCAAAUGUUACAUGGGAACAUGAUGGAGUUGAAAUAUGUAAAGGUCAUUCUUUAUCAGAUUUAACAUCAAAACAUCAAUUAUAUCGUUUAAUACUUCAACACGUGAAGUUAAGUGAUUGUGGAGAAUAUGCAUGUAAAGCAAAAAAUCUUAGCGGUGAAGCAACAUCAGUAGCUGAUCUUCGUAUUUAUUCCCAUCAACAGCAACAACAACAUGACAUUAUGAUGUCAUCACAAUACGAGCCACGUUUUACUGAACCAUUAAAAGCAUCAUAUAUAAUUCGUGAAGGACAACCUGUUAAACUUUCAUGUCGUUUUGAUGCUAAUCCACAAGGUGACGUCGAAUGGUUAAAAGAUGGAAAACCAAUUGAUUUUGCUGCUCUUGGAAUUUCAAGAGAUUUUAAGGUUGUCAAAGAAGUGGAUUAUACAGCUUUAUUAAUCAAAGAAGCUUUUCCGGAAGAUAUAGGCUCGUAUACAGUUAUCAUUCGUAAUCCAUUAGGUGAAGCACGUUCAUUUGCACAAUUGACUGUUGAAGGAUAUUUUUGUCGAACACCUGAAUCGGAAAUGUCCGAUACACCAUGUAAACCAAUUUUUGUCCAACCACUUCGUGAUAUAACGAUACAUGAAGGACAAAAAUUAAAAUUACAUGCUGCAAUAAAUGCUCAUCCUGAACCAGAAAUUUUUUGGUUUUGUAAUAAUAUUCCAUUAAAAACUACACGUGAUGUUACAUUAACAUUUGAUGGACAAUUGUGCACAUUAGUGAAAGAUCAAUGUGAAAAAGAAAAUGAUAGUGGAUUGUAUCGAAUAACAGCUGUUAAUUCAAUGGGACAAGCUGAAUCAAUUUGCCAAGUAACAAUACUAUCUAAAGAUACGCAAUUAUUCACUGAACGUGUACAUUCAAUGCGUUCACCACCUGUUAUUUUUCAAUCAUUAGAAAAUAAAACAGUUCAUGAAGGUGAACGUAUUAUUUUUCAAGUACGUAUUAGUGGACAACCUAAACCACAAAUUAUUUGGUAUAAAGAUAAUCAACCAUUAAGAAAUACACAUGACCAUAAAAUUCGUAAUCAAGAUGAUAUAUAUACACUUGAAAUACCAGAAUUAUUUAUGGAUGAUGCUGGUUCUUAUAUGGUUAAAGCAAUAAAUAUUGAAGGUGAAGCGAAAUGUGAAUGUUUAUUAAACAUUUUACCUCCAAUUAAUCAUAUUUCAAUGAAUACAGAACAAACAAAUAUACAACCAAACGGCUUUCCACCUGAAUUUUUACAAUUAUUUAUUGAUCGACAAACAAUAGCUAACUCAACAAUUAAAUUUGAAGCACGAUUAAUUGGUACACAACCAUUAAAUGUUUAUUGGUUAUUUAAUGGAUCACCAAUAUCAAAUAUACAAAAUAAUCAACGUUAUCAACAACAAAAUUUUAAUGAUACUUAUUCAUUAACAAUAUAUGAUGUUCAUUAUGAAGAUGCUGGACGAUAUACAUUAAAUGCAGAAAAUGCUUGGGGAAAGGCGACAUGUACAGCUGAAUUAUUUGUUCCACCGAGUGCAACAUCAGGUAAAAGAAACUGUUUUUCCUUUUUCUAUCGAAUUUUGAUUUUUGUAUCCAUUCAAUACAAUCAAUGUGUUUUAUUGAAUCCAAUGCAUGCAAUAACUUAG